Notolabrus celidotus (New Zealand spotty) is the source of this 2412-nucleotide messenger RNA. It is a transcript of the gene mapre3a, whose product is annotated as microtubule-associated protein, RP/EB family, member 3a. The record is from RefSeq and is a predicted model, not a curated record. Gene Ontology annotation, cellular component: spindle midzone; microtubule organizing center; microtubule plus-end. Lineage: Eukaryota; Metazoa; Chordata; Actinopteri; Labriformes; Labridae. Gene Ontology annotation, molecular function: microtubule plus-end binding. Gene Ontology annotation, biological process: regulation of microtubule polymerization or depolymerization; protein localization to microtubule plus-end; spindle assembly. The coding region runs from base 281 to 1069 and encodes 262 amino acids. The transcript has 7 exons.
AGGCCUAAAAUCCCAACCAGACACAUCAUGUGUCUCUUAGCUGGAACAGGCCAAAGUCCUAUUUAUAAUGAACCUUUAACAGCAUGGAGUCGGGCGCAUGCGCCGUAGAAGCUGGAUUGUUGCAGCCCCAGACAGGGCGGCCCGUUACCAAGCACUGCACCGCGCGCAGGGUCUGGCAACGACGACAACAGCAGCAGCAGCAGCAAGCAGCGAGCAUUGACAGAGGGAAUACAGCCAGCGUGAUCACAACAACACAGACACUCCUGAAUACAGAAGGGUGAUGGCAGUAAAUGUGUACGCCACCUCUGUCUCCAUUGACAACCUCAGCAGACAUGACAUGCUGGCAUGGGUCAAUGAUUCUUUGCAUCUCACCUACACCAAGAUCGAACAGCUCUGUUCAGGAGCGGCAUACUGCCAGUUCAUGGACAUGUUGUUUCCAGGUUGCAUCCUCCUGAAGAAGGUCAAAUUUCAAGCCAAACUGGAACAUGAAUUUAUACACAACUUCAAAGUUCUUCAGGCAGCUUUCAAAAGGAUGAGUGUCGACAAAAUUAUUCCUGUAGAAAAGCUCGUAAAAGGGAAGUUCCAGGACAACUUUGAAUUUGUGCAGUGGUUCAAGAAAUUCUUCGACGCCAACUACGACGGGAAGGAGUACGACCCUUUAGUAGCCAGACAAGGGCAAGACGUGGCCCCUGCCCCCAACCCAGGACCACAGAGAACGUCUCCAACAGUUCCCAAAAACAUGCCAACACCACAGCGGGUCCAACACAACACUCCAGCUAUGAGGAAGAACCCAUCUUUGUCUAGAAACGGGGGGAGUGACGCUGAGAUCAUGGAGCUAAAUCAACAGUUGAUGGAGUUGAAGUUGACCGUUGACGGACUAGAGAAGGAGAGAGACUUCUACUUCAGCAAACUACGGGACAUUGAGCUUAUCUGCCAGGAACAUGAGAGUGAAAACAACUCUGUCCUCAGCAAGAUAAUCGACAUUCUCUACGCAACAGAGGAGGGUUUUGCGCCUCCUGAGGAUGAAGAGCUCGAUGAACAAGCCCACUUGGACCAGGAUGAAUACUGAACUCUUCAUGCCCCUCCUCCCUGACUCUACAUCUUCCCUCUCCUUUUCUUUUCACCCUCAUUUGUUUUCUACUCUGCACGCUCUAUAAAUACCCACCAUUACCCCGGUUCUCCGUCUGUCUUUUCCUUUCUUUCUCAUAUGUAUAUCUGUUAGUAACCUCCCCCCCUAUCCUCCCUCUGGCCGUCUCUACACAACUACACUUCAUCAUCGGUCGCUGCUCCUCCCUGCCUCCACUUACACAAGUACAAUAACAGUAAUCUUUGUCUCCCAGUUAUUUCAGCAUGAGUAACGCAGAUAUUUGAGCCAAGCCUGGCAUGGAGGUUGUGAUGGCAAACCAGUUAUGGUGGAUUUAAAGUCUGUAAAUAUUAGUGACAUUGUGAUUUCUGUGAGAACAAUGUCUCUGCUCGUUCUGGAGUUAUUUAUUUGCCUUUUGUGCGCUGUGAUUCUUCUAUUAGAGCACUGAACAACGCUGCUCCAAUGUGCCAUUAGGUCACUCCCAGAGCUACUAAAACUGUAACUAAGUGACUUUUUAAUAGCAAUUUCUUAUUUAUUUAACUUAUAUUUCAUUUAGAUUAACUUUCUGUAGCAUAAAUUGGUGCAAAACCUACUGUACAAGAAUUGAACGCUGAGGCCAUGUGUGUUAUAUCAGUUACAGUUUGCGCGCGAGUCAGGCUUUGAGUUAAGUUUUGUUCUGGUGGGUUCAUGGCAUGUAGAAAAGCUGAAGGAAACUUGGUGCAAUGACUUAAGGCGUAUGAUCAGUGCUCCACGAUUAUUCAUCAUUGAUCAGCAACAUAUCUGAGCAUGAGAAUGUUACACAUUGACUGUGAAUGAGUGAUAUUUUGUAAAUGUAUUUUGUGUGGAGAUUUUGUCUGAUGUCGCACGAUCCUGGUUACUUACCGUCGUAUCUUUAAGGCCAAAAUGCAGGAACCUUUGAGUUUAAAAUUUAGAGGUGGGAAAACCACCUGCAGACUGACAAUAUGGUUAUAGAUUGUAGCAGUUCUGAUGUGUUAUACUAAAAUACAAGGGAGCCCAAAACUGAAUUAAUAUAGACCCUUAAUCACAUGACAGCUUUUGUCAUGUUUCCCCUGCAAACUCUUUUUAUUUGCUGUUAGGGUUCCCAGUGUGUAUGAGUUGUAGUUUGAAAGUCUUUAUAAAGAGAUCUGUGACCGCUUGGUCAACAUAAGCAUCCAGUUAAACCAAGGAAGCCUCCUUGUCCUUCCCCAGCUUUUUUUACUUUGCGAACUGGCUGUCGUCUGCUCUGGAACUUGCAUUCAUUGAUCAUGUAAACAUCUACAAAACACUCAUAUUCUGAGUUUUGAAUAAAUAAACAGUUGUGAAAUAAA